Molecule: messenger RNA, 1282 nt
Organism: Sarcophilus harrisii (Tasmanian devil)
Lineage: Eukaryota; Metazoa; Chordata; Mammalia; Dasyuromorphia; Dasyuridae
Gene: NPC2
Product: NPC intracellular cholesterol transporter 2
Exons: 4
Coding region: 94-546 (150 amino acids)
Biological process (GO): cholesterol efflux; intracellular cholesterol transport
Molecular function (GO): cholesterol binding
Source: RefSeq, a predicted model, not a curated record
GGCUUGGGCCCCGCCCAUCGGGUUUAUCCGGUGACCGUCCGGUUUUCCGCUGGGAGCCGCUUCCUCUCUGCCGUGGCUCGUUCUCUCAGCGCGAUGGCCCCGUUCUCCUCCGCCUCGGUGCUGCUUUUCCUCACCCUCGGCGUGGCCGUCCUGGCCGAGCCGGUUCACUUUUUGGACUGCGGCUCUACUGCUGGACAAGUUAAGGAGGUAGCAGUGUUUCCCUGCUCAGUUCAGCCCUGCAGAUUGCAAAAAGGAGUAUCCUAUGUUGUCAAUGUCACCUUCGUCAGUAAUGUCUGGUCUCAGAACACCACAGCUUCAGUGCAUGGCAUUAUAUUGGGAGUCCCAGUACCUUUCCCUAUCCCUCAGCCUGAUGGGUGUAAGAGCGGUAUAAACUGUCCCAUUGAAAAAGGCAAGACCUAUAACUAUUUGAACAAACUACCAGUGAAGAGUGAAUAUCCCAAUAUCAAGUUGGUGGUGCAGUGGGAACUUUUGGAUGACAAGUCAAAUAUCGUGUUUUGCUGGAAGAUCCCCAUAGAAAUUGUUUAAGCUGAUGAGCUACACUCUGUCAGUGUACACUUUCAGGAUGAGAGGGGUUAAGGGUGGGAAGUUGGGUUAUUGGGAAAGGAUGAAACCUGAAACAAGCUCAGUGCCAUAAGAAGGAUUUCCAGUGUGCUGCUCUACACAUCCAGACUCUGCCCACUGCAAGAUCAAGAACUUUGCAGCUACGCCACAUGAGCCCAGAGAGGGCAAGUUUGGACUGUCCUCGGCCUUCUCUGCAGUUGGCAUGGGGAGGCCGGAGAGGAGUCUAAUCUUAGGGAAGACUGUUUGGAGACAUCCAGGAAGUUGGCAUUGGGUCAAGGGACUUCAUUCCAAACUGGUAAUGCUGGGUGGGAUAUUAAAUCUCUUCAGUUUUUCAAUCUAAGUGCCUUGUUGUGAGUAACAUUCUGGUCUAACAUCUUUUGCACUACACCCUGACCCCGUUCCUACGUCUGUCAGUGCGUGAGUGUCAUCUGCCUCCUUCUACCAAAGACCUCAGUUGCCAGGAGCUUCACACGGAUGAGUGGCUAUUGGUCUUGGUUGGUGUCACAAUGCUUCUGCUUUAAUUCUGCCUUACAUGGCUUUUACUGAACAAAUGGAUAAUUUUUUUAUUUUUUAUUUUUUUUGGUACUACUUUGUGAUGAAUACACCACAGUACAUAUCAGCUAAAUCUUUUUUUUUCUCAUUAACUUGCAAACUUUAAUGUGCCUGGAAAUACCUUUGAAUAAAGUCUUUAUGAAUCAUU